AUGGCGGAUGCCAUGUGCGCUGGGGCCGGGGAGAGAGAGUGCGCCCUCGCAGGGAGUAGAGCAACAAACUGGGUCUCUGGACAAGAGCCCAAGGGGCCAGAAGAACUCAAGCUCCUCACACUAGACACCGCAACCCCACAAGCGACUACUUACCAGCCCACUACACGGAACUCGCCAAAGGCGAACAGCGGAGGAGGCCUAGCCCGAGCCACAAGGGCAGCGGAACCAGCCCACACUGCACCCGACCUUCCACCGCCAGAGACUGCCAACCUCGCAACAGACCAAGGAACUCCCACAGCAAGGCCGACAACAUUCAUCGGCGGCCAUAACAGCGGUCUCAUCCAGCAGCCAACUGUAUCACACAGUGCCCAAACAUCCGUCCUUACAGGCGCUCACCUCGGGAAGUUCAGAAGAG
Pelobates cultripes (western spadefoot toad) is the source of this 415-nucleotide messenger RNA. The record is from the annotation of a GenBank genome assembly. NCBI's taxonomy places the organism in Eukaryota, Metazoa, Chordata, Amphibia, Anura, Pelobatidae.